Messenger RNA from Priapulus caudatus, 4057 nucleotides. Its product is annotated as histone-lysine N-methyltransferase SETDB1-like. The record is from RefSeq and is a predicted model, not a curated record. Gene Ontology annotation, biological process: negative regulation of gene expression; heterochromatin organization. Gene Ontology annotation, molecular function: histone H3K9 methyltransferase activity; DNA binding; zinc ion binding. Gene Ontology annotation, cellular component: nucleus. The transcript is spliced from 21 exons. Lineage: Eukaryota; Metazoa; Priapulida; Priapulimorpha; Priapulimorphida; Priapulidae. Bases 1 to 2967 code for a protein of 988 amino acids.
AUGGCGAAGCCAGACCCAGACCCAGCGUUAGCUAACGAGGAUGAUCCUGAGGUCAUCAUCGGAGUUGACAACUUUCAGCAAGCUCUUGAUGAGGCUUUCAAAGAGAUGGACCUAGGUUUUCACUGCGCACAGGCGCUGGCUUUUCUUGCCACGCAAACAACAUCACUUGAAACACAAAAGAAGGAUGUUAGCAAGAUGUUUAGCAACGUUGAAUCAACCCUGGUCAGAGUGAAAAAGGAGAUGGAAGAGGCACGCGUAGAUGAUGAGAUACGGCGUGCGAACGAGGUCGUCAAGGAGAUAGCAGACGACGACGAUGACGACGUGCAGUACCUGCCCACCUCCAUACCGACGCUACAGCCGGGUGCGGGCCGCCGCCUGAGCGAAGGUCCGGAGUCCCCGCGCACGGUUUGGCUGAGACGAGUGGAAAAUUGGCGCCACCUAUGGGAGAUAUUAAUACACACCGUCAAAGCCCAGCCGCCUCCCAAGUUCAACCUGCAGAGGGGACCAGUGAAGCGACCAGAGCUCUACAGCGGAUGCAAGGUGUUCGCCAAGAAGAACAACGACGUCUGGCACAAGGGUACCGUACACGAGAUGGGAAUGGGAAUGACCAGAGAGAAGCAGUUCCGGGUGAAGUUUGACUCAAAGUUGGGAUCAAACUCCAAGUGGGUCGACUCGAAGCACAUAGCUUACGCGUGUAGUCCGGACUGUGUGCUGCCCGUGGGCACACGCAUCAUAGCGCGCUACACGGACGACCUCGCGGCUGCGAACGCCGCGGCGGCGUCCGCGGUGGCGACCGCGGCGCAGCAACGCGAGGACGUGGGGGAGGAGAGGCGCGGCGCCGGCGGCUGCGCGCAGUACUACGCCGGCGUCAUGGCGGAGCCGCCGAACCCGCGCAACGGAUACACCUACCUCGUGUUCUUCGACGACGGCUACGCGCAGUACUGCCGCCUCGAGGAGAUCCACGUCGUGUUCUCGACGAGCCGCAACGUGUGGGACGACGUCUACGUCGACUCGCGCGACUUUAUACGCGACUACCUGCAGCAGUACCCGGAGAGACCCAUGGUCAGACUCACUAAAGGUCAGUCGAUCAAGGUCGAGUGGAAUGCGAGCUGGUGGUCGGCGAAGGUCAUAGAGGUCAACGCCAGCCUCGUGAAGAUGUACUUUGAGGCAGAUAAGAGGACUGAGUGGAUAUACAGAGGCUCGACACGCCUGGAGCCACUCUACAGAGAGCUGAUGAACGCGAACCGGACACAGCAGGGCACCAACAAGACGGCGCGCCGCCACCUAACCGUGCAGAAGAACAAGAGGCCCGCCCCGUUCGUCGAGUACACGCGCGGCGACAGCUUCAACGGUAACCAAGAAGCGGCGAAACAGAAGCAGGCGGCGGUGGCGCAACCUGGGAUGAGCGAGCCGGGGCAGAAGAAGAAGAUGACCGCAAGAAAGAGCACAGCGGGGAAGAAGCCGGCCGACGUGGAACGCGAGGGACCACGCAUCCUCUACGAACCCGCGGGACACUUCACUCAGCAGCAGUUCGACGGAUCGGAGGGCCAGCGAUUCACGCAGAAGAUGCGUCAGCAGCCGGGCACCCGGUCCCGCUACUUCGCGCACGCGUGUCGGCCAUCUUGCAUCACGAAGGUCGACGACGAUCCGGAGAAGUACAAGAACAAGAAUCCGUUCACUAUUCCGUUGUUGUUCGGCUGGGAAAGGCAAAUCGCGAAGAAGCAUCCCGGACCGAAGCAGUUUGUGUUCUACCGCGCGCCGUGUGCCCGUCGUCUGCGCACGAUCACAGAGGUGCAGCGCUACCUUACCGUCGUCAACUCUAAGCUAACGAUCGACCUGUUCUGCUACGACCCCUACCUCGACCCCUACGGAUACUUUGUGCCGAAGAAGUCGUUCUGUGACAUCAAGGACAUCUCGUACGGCAAGGAGAACGUGCCGAUCCCGUGCGUGAACGGCGUCGAUCGCGAGUACCCGGACUACAUCGAGUACAGCCAGCACCGCAUACCGACGCGCGGCGUCAACCUCAACCUAGACCCGGCCUUCCUCUGCGGCUGCGACUGCGAGGACGACUGCCAGGAUCGUGAGAAGUGUGCGUGUGUGCAGCUCACCGUCACCGCCUCGAAGGCCAACGGAGGGGGAGAGGCAAACCCGGACGCUGGCUACCACGACCGCCGGCUCAAGGAAGCAGUCAUCACAGGAGUCUACGAGUGCAACUCGACGUGUAAGUGUAGUAAGAAGUGUCACAACAGGGUCGUGCAGAAUGGACUCAGCUUACGACUGCAGGUGUUCAAGACCGACAGAAAGGGUUGGGGCCUACGCUGCUUGAACGACAUCCCAGCUGGCACCUUCAUCUGCUGCUAUGCCGGACAGCUUCUCACGGAGCAGGGAGCAAACGAGGUUCGUGUAUGCCUCCUAUGUGAAUACGAGGAUUUAUUAACCCUCGAAGGGAUUUUUCAGCCCCUGAAGGCACUGCCGCAGAUGCUGCCAAGCAACCUCGAGACGCAAGAGCCUUCGGAAGGUCUUCGCGACUUUGCAGCUUCCGACCCAAGGCAAGCGAGCCGCAGCUACUGUAGCACUCCCCUCAAGAUCAAAGGCUGUCGACGAUGGAUGGUGACGGCCCGAGACGCGAACGCGCAGACGAACAAUGGUAAGGAAGAGAAGAAGCGGACGCGCUACAAGCCACUGCGCUCGUGGUACAACGAAGAGUACUGCUUCGUGAUGGACGCCAAGUCGCAGGGAAACCUCGGACGCUACCUCAACCACUCCUGCUCGCCGAACGUGUUCGUGCAGAACGUGUUCGUCGACACGCACGACCUCCGCUUCCCCUGGGUCGCGUUCUUCUCCGACAAGCUGAUACGCGCGGGCGGCGAGCUGACGUGGGACUACAGCUACGAGAUUGGCAGCGUGCCCGGAAAGGUGCUCUACUGCUACUGCCAGUCGCAGGACUGCAGGGGGCGCCUGCUGUAGGGGGCGACGCCAGUAAAGGGUGCCUGCUGCCAUGGGUAAUACUGGGAGGCUGCUGCUGUGGCAGGUUGAGGUACCUCCAAAGGCUGGCGCCUGCUGUAGUAGAUAGCACGAAUAGGGGGAGGCAUCUGCUCUGUGAGGGGCAAUUCCAGGUGGUGUAGCUCCUGCUGUAGUAGGUGGCUCAAGUAGGGAUUGCCUGCUGAAAGGGCAGUUCCAGCAGAUAGUACUGCUUUACGAGGUGCUUGCUGUGAGGGACACCUCUAGUUAGGCGGUACUGCCAGUAGGUGCUGCUGCAGUGAGAAGCGCGUCCGGUAGGGGGCGCCUGCUGCGAGGGCUCUAGGUUAUAUCGUAUAUAAGCUUUGGUAAGUGUAGCAUGUUUGGUUGCGAUAUGGCAGAAAUAGGUUUGUUCACCAAAGAUUUUCAUGUGAAAGUGCGAUUUUGGCGAUUAGCACAUUAAGCUGUGAGCAACGAGGACCAAUAGAUAAUUUGGAUGUUUGAUAUGGCCGUUGCCGUUGUGUUUCGUUUGUGUUAUUGUCAUCCCAGGCAUAUGAUGUCAUUAACCAAAUAAUAAAUAUUAUAGCAUUCGUAGCAGGGUGUGUACACAUGUCUGUAAUGAACUGUAAUGUGUAUAUUAUGUGUAUAUAUAUAUAUACUAGCCAUACAUACAAAGCCUAGUUUAAAAAAACACGUCCAUUGUAUAAAUGUGUCACUGUUACACACACAAGACGAUAGUUGACUCAUUCUUUUGAAACCAUGCACACCUGUCUUGUAUGUUUUGUUGAUGUUAGCUCUUCUAGUAAUAUAGAGGAAACGUUCUUAUAGUACCAGACAUACAUGUACUUUGCCGUUUCGUGUCAGUUUGCUUAUUUACUCAUAAGUGCAACCUGUGAAUUAUAAUUUUUUUUUUUUUUAAAGAUGUCAAGUUAGUGUAAUUAGAAAUACUUCAGUGUGUGUUUCCAAUAAUGUCUCUAACUAUUAUAACUAUUAUAACAAUAUAGUUGUCCCGUGAAAGAAUUGUUGUAUCGCUUUUCUUAAGAAACAAUGAAAUAAAAUAACAAGACUUCAAUUUGUAUUCACGCGUUCGAAACUGGAA